GAAACCAGACUGUUUCUAGAGAGAGAAAGUGCGUUUUUAUUGAGAGAAACUGCGAACAUUGUUAUGGGAGGUGGAGGUGGUUCAAUCGGAGGAGCGAUUGUGCCGUCGAUGAAGUCUGGACUGCCUGAACCGUCAACGGAGAUACCAGCUCCUGCUCCACUUCCACCACCACCACCACUACCACUACCACCGGUGUCUCAUCAGCCACAACCGCCGCAGGUUCCGGCGUCGGAUUGGGCGGGAGUGGAGGUUAGGGAGGAAGGUUCUGAGGAGGUGGAGACGGAUAAAGAUGUAUUGUGUCCGAUAUGCAUGCAGAUAAUCAAGGAUGCCUUUUUAACAGCAUGUGGUCAUAGUUUCUGUUACAUGUGCAUUGUGACGCAUCUUCAGAACAAGAGCGAUUGUCCAUCUUGUGCUAGUUAUCUCACCACGAAGCAGCUUUUUCCUAAUUUUUUGCUUAAUAAGCUAUUGAUCAAGGCUUCAGCACAAAUAGCAAAACAUGCUUCUCCUACUGAACAGCUUCGUCAAGCACUUCAGCAGGGAUGUGAUGUGUCGGUCAAGGAGCUGAACAUCCUCUUGGUUCUUCUUGCUGAGAAGAAAAGAAAAAUGGAGCAAGAAGAAGCUGAGACAAAUUUGCAAGUUAUGCAUGACUUUUUGCAUUGCUUACGGAAGCAAAAGCUUGAAGAGCUUAAGGAGAUACAAAAUGAUCUUCAGUACAUUAAAGAAGACAUAAAUGCUGUCGAGAGAGACAGAGUAGAACUUAAUCGAGCAAGAGCAAGAUACUCGAUAAAACUAAGGAUGCUUUCUGACGAUCCUACUGUAAGAUCAUCGUGGCCUUCAUUGAUGGACAAACGUAACAACAGCAAUAUGUUUAUUGGCAACAGUGUUCAAGGCCAAUUCUGGCUGGGUGCAGGAGGUUCGCAAAGUAGGGCAGCUGAUGUUCAUGCUCCUGUAAGCUCUCAAACAGUUCAAAGAAAGGAUGCUUGUAAUGGGUCAGAUUCACAAAAUACUCAACCAGGAGCAACUGUAGCAAGUAAGAGGCGUGUUCAUGCACAGUUCAACGACUUGCAAGAGUGUUACUUGCAAAAGCGGAGGUAUUGGGCUAGACAAGCGCAGAAACAGGAAGAAAAAGAUUGCAAUCCGAUACCAAGAGAGGGUUAUCAUCCAGGACUCGAGGAUUUUCAGUCCGUGCUUUCUUCCUUCACACGAUACAGUCGGUUGCGGGUUGUUGCUGAACUUAGGCAUGGGGAUCUUUUCCAUUCAGCAAAUAUUGUAUCAAGCAUCGAAUUUGACCGAGACGAUGAACUUUUUGCUACUGCUGGAGUUUCACGACGUAUAAAGGUUUUCGAAUUUGCUACUGUGGUGAAUGAACAAGCAGAUGUGCAGUGCCCUAUAGUUGAAAUGCCAACACGAUCCAAACUUAGUUGUUUAAGCUGGAACAAGUACACAAAGAACCAUUUAGCGAGUAGUGAUUAUGAGGGUAUUGUGACUGUAUGGGAUGUAACUACUCGCCAGAGCAUUAUGGAGUACGAGGAGCAUGAGAAACGAGCAUGGAGUGUUGAUUUCUCACGCACUGAGCCUACAAUGCUAGUAUCCGGAAGUGAUGACUGCAAGGUCAAGAUUUGGUGUACAAAGCAAGAGGCAAGUGUCCUUAAUAUUGAUAUGAAAGCAAAUAUUUGUUCAGUCAAGUAUAAUCCUGGAUCUAGUUUUCACGUUGCAGUGGGUUCUGCAGAUCAUCACAUUCAUUAUUAUGACCUGAGAAAUAUAAGUCAGCCAUUGCAUAUAUUUAGCGGACACCGGAAAGCUGUUUCGUAUGUAAAAUUCAUAUCCAAUUCUGAGCUUGCUUCUGCGUCUACUGACAGCACGUUGCGCUUGUGGGACGUCAAGGAAAAUACGCCACUGCGGACUUUUAGAGGACACACAAACGAGAAGAAUUUCGUGGGUCUAACCGUGAAUAAUGAAUACAUAGCCUGUGGCAGUGAGACUAACGAAGUUUUCGUCUACCAUAAGGAUAUCUCGAGGCCUGCAGCAUCGCAUAGAUUCCGUUCUGAAACAAACGAAGGGGAGGAGGAAGGCGGAUCGUACUUCAUUAGCGCGGUCUGUUGGAAAAGUGAUAGCCCAACUAUGUUAACAGCAAACAGUCAAGGAACAAUCAAGGUUCUUGUCCUUGCUGCAUAGAAUCUAUCCUUGUGUUUUAGGUUAGCUUUUUUUAGAGGCAUGAAAAGAUGGAUGGUGUCACACAUUGUAUAUAUUGGGUUAAGACGCAGUUUAAUCAUGGGUUGGGUGCUGAACCACACUCCAAAUUUUGUACCAAG
Messenger RNA from Cynara cardunculus var. scolymus (artichoke), 2312 nucleotides. RefSeq names its product E3 ubiquitin-protein ligase COP1-like. Gene Ontology annotation, molecular function: protein binding; ubiquitin protein ligase activity. The coding region runs from base 64 to 2175 and encodes 703 amino acids. NCBI's taxonomy places the organism in Eukaryota, Viridiplantae, Streptophyta, Magnoliopsida, Asterales, Asteraceae. Gene Ontology annotation, biological process: proteasome-mediated ubiquitin-dependent protein catabolic process. The transcript is spliced from 13 exons. The record is from RefSeq and is a predicted model, not a curated record.